AUGGGAUCUGCCAGCGAUCUCACCAAGGAUGUGUUAGUAACCCCGGCAACACGCUCAACAACAGCAGCAGCAGGAACUAUAGUCAAGGAUACAGUCACAAACACAAACAGUGCUAGGGCCCUGUUUACAGACAAUAACAAAACAAAACAAGCACUUGAACAAGAAUUGCCUUACGAAACACCGGAGAGUCGGUUUUUGCCCCGUACGCGACCCAAACGAAGCUCUGCGUCAUCAGGGGUCGCAUCCCUGGCAGCAGGUGCAAAUGGGUCCCAAAUAUUAAGCGCAGGUGCAGGUCUGAGGACUGGCGCCGGCAUGUCCCAGUCUGCUACAGACACAACUAGUAGUCCUUCGUCUUCUAAAAUCCCUGCACGCACAAACCCUAACUCCUUUGGCACUGGACGGCCUGUAUCGCCUAUUGGAGGCGAAUCAGGUAAUCGAAGGGCCUCCAACCGUGCCACCCCCGCAAGCAAUGUACGCUCUACCCGUGCAAGGUGCUCAUCCUCAUAUGGGACCGGCACCUCCGGCGGGUAUGCCUCGCUCACAGCCAAGGCCAGGUAUGAGGCCAGUAUUGCACCCGCGCCAAAUACCUGGGGCGCCAGGACAGAGAGGGCCUUUGCACUACCAGUAUGGGGCUCCGCCCCCGAAUACAGAGCGCUCAUAUGUCUAUCCAUCCCACGCCACCCAGGCCCAUACUACGCUGCCGCGCCUCCCCUAGGCACCGCACCACGGACCAUAGUACCCACACCCACACACAGUACAGUCACUACCGAAACUGCCAACAACAACAACAACAACAACAACGGCAUAAUCUCGGCCAUGAGUGCGAUCAACCCGACUACUGUGUCUGAUACCGCACACCCUGACGACGAGAAUGGAGGUGAGAAAAUAACGGGCGUUGUUCCGUCACAUGUGACUUCAACGUCCGUCGCGCCGGACACGGAAGCGACACAGACGGAGGCUGAAAGCGCAGUACAGGCACAGUCAGACUCACAGAUACAGGAGAACACACAGAAACAGACACAGACAAACACACACACGCACACACAGACGGCUGGGAAUGGACAGGCUCUUACAGCGUCACCACUAUCACAACAGCAACAUCAUCAACAACAACAACAGCAGCAGCAACAACAACUACAGGGGGUUCCAGGAUAUAUACCAGCACCACCUCCUCACACUCAGUCGCAACAACAACAACAACACGCACAUCUCCAGCAACAGUAUCCCCCCAACCACCCCUACGCUCGACCGGGCUUGCAGCAACCACUCCAGGGGUACCCUCCCCGGGGCCAAAUGAUGGUACGAGGACCCCCUUUUAUGGGCCAACAUCUGCAACCACACCCGCACCAGACCGGCCACCCCGAUCAUAUGAUCGCCUUACAUCCCCAACACCAGGACCAACGCCCACAUAUGCGGCCCAUGCCUGGCACAGCAGGUAUGCCUCGUCCCGGUAUGGUGGCUGGUGGUCCCGGUAUGGGCACGCCAGUGAAACCUGAGGGACGGCUGAACAAAGGGCUGAGACACUUCUCAGCAAAGGUGUGCGAGAAACUGAAGAUCAAAGGCACCACUACGUAUCAGGUGGUGUCGGAUGAACUGGUCAACGAAAUGAAGGCCGAGUACGAGGCGGAUGGGAACAACUGUAGGAGGAAACCGUUUGAUCACAAAAAUAUCCGGCGGAGGGUGUACGACGCACUGAACAUCCUGCAAGCACUGCAUAUCAUAGACAGGCAACGGAAACUGCUAGUGUGGCAGGGGUUCCCCCAAGACUCUAAGGUUACUGUGAAGAAACUGAUUGAGGAUAAGGCCAUGAGAGCCCAUCAACUGGCAGAGAAAAAGGCAGCGCUAGAUGAGAAGAUACUGCAGAAGGUGAUGUUAAGCCAAGUGUUUGAACACAAUAAGCAAAGGGAAGCAGAGGAAAAGUCUAGCGACGGCUUCGAACCUAAACUGCCCAAAGCCACUCUCAAGUCGCUCGGCGGAGACGAGGAAGGCAAGGACCAGAAGUUACCGCCACAAUUAGGGAUCCCGUUUGUACUAAUGCAGUCUCCGAUAGGUCACAACGUGGAGGUGACCUCGAAUGAAGACCUCACCUUCUAUCGGUUCAAGUAUAGAGGACUACGGUUUGGUCUGGAAGACGAAGUAUCCACUCUGCAGAAGAUGGGCUACGGAGAGGGUCUGGUCACAAACACGUGCACGCCAGAGGCACUGCAACGGCUGAAACAGUACGUACCGGAGUCCGUCCAACCGUAUUUAGAAGAGCGCUGUUCGGCUAAGAUGUUCCUGAAAGCCCCAGAGGAUCUGCCGCAACCACCGCCGCCAAAUGCACCUGUGCUCGGUGGACCAGGGCCUAGUGCACCUGCGUCUGUACAGUCGUCUCCGAUUCCUAAGCAAGAAAAUGGGGUCAGUUCAACACAGGCGUUUUCAUAG
Messenger RNA from Sphaeroforma arctica JP610, 2424 nucleotides. RefSeq lists its product as hypothetical. Gene Ontology annotation, molecular function: RNA polymerase II transcription regulatory region sequence-specific DNA binding; DNA-binding transcription factor activity, RNA polymerase II-specific. Gene Ontology annotation, biological process: regulation of cell cycle; regulation of transcription by RNA polymerase II. The record is from RefSeq and is a predicted model, not a curated record. The transcript is spliced from 10 exons. Bases 1 to 2424 code for a protein of 807 amino acids. Lineage: Eukaryota; Ichthyosporea; Ichthyophonida. Gene Ontology annotation, cellular component: transcription regulator complex; nucleus.